Cynara cardunculus var. scolymus (artichoke) is the source of this 2829-nucleotide messenger RNA. RefSeq names its product pentatricopeptide repeat-containing protein At4g14820. The transcript has 3 exons. The record is from RefSeq and is a predicted model, not a curated record. The coding region runs from base 166 to 2352 and encodes 728 amino acids. Lineage: Eukaryota; Viridiplantae; Streptophyta; Magnoliopsida; Asterales; Asteraceae. Gene Ontology annotation, biological process: RNA modification. Gene Ontology annotation, molecular function: zinc ion binding; RNA binding; protein binding.
GCUCCCUCAUCGCUCAUCCUCCUCCCUCGCCGGUCCGGCUCUCCCCGCUACCACUCGGUCGGUCCUCAUCCCUCAUCGCUCAUCCUCCCUUGGCUGCUCGAAAAGAACCUGAUCUAGACAACAACACUCAUUCAUUCGGAUCUGUCAAAUGGCCUGAAAUCUACCAUGAAUGCCAUGACCACUAUUCCACAACCCAUCGUUUCCUCAGUCAUCCACCAAAACCAGUCCCACUACAACCACCUUUUAACCUCCCUCUCCGCCUCUUCCUCCCUCUUGCACCUUAAGCAAAUUCACACCCAAAUCCUCCGCUCUGGCCUUGACCGCUCCAAUUCCCUCCUUAUCAAACUCGUUCUUUCCGCUUGCACCCUAUCAUCCCCAUCCUUGGACUAUGCUCUAUUGGUCUUUUACCAAAUGCACAACCCAGAACCCCAUCUCUCAAACAAAUUAUUGCGUGAACUUUCUCGAAGCAGCAAACCAGAAAAGGCCCUUUUGGCAUACGCCAAGAUGAGGGAACAAGGACUUGUUAUUGACAGUUUUAGCUUCCCACCACUUCUGAAGGCGUCCACAAGAGUUUCGAGAUUAAUUGAAGGGAUGGAACUUCACGGGUUCGCUUCGAAAAUGGAUUUUGUGUCGGACCCGUUUGUGCAGACCGGUUUGGUUGCAAUGUAUGCAGCCUGUGGACAUAUCGAAGAUGCACGACUGGUGUUUGAUAAAAUGUCUCACAGAGAUGUUGUUGCAUGGAAUAUUAUGAUUGAUGGCUAUUGCGGGAAUGGGCGAUUUAACAAUGUGCUGCCCUUGAUUGAAGAGAUGAAAAGGUCAAACAUAAAACCAGAUGAGAAGAUCUUUUCUACUGUUCUUUCUGCUUGUGGCCGUGCUAGAAAUUUAGAACUCGGGAAGGCCAUUCACGAGCUCAUUGCUGAAAACGAAGUUGUAGUCGAUCAUAACUUGCAGUGUGCACUCAUCAUCAUGUAUGCAGGUUGUGGCUCCAUGGACAUGGCAAGGAGUUUGUACAAAGAGUUGUCCCCGAAGAACAUAGUUGUUUCUACUGCCAUGAUUACAGGGUACUCAAAUGUGGGGAAGGUUGAAUCUGGAUUCUUGAUCUUUGAUCAAAUGGCCGAAAAGGACUUAGUUUGUUGGAGUGCAAUGAUUUCUGGAUAUGCAGAGGGAGGUCAGCCUCAGGAUGCUCUUCAGUUGUUCCAUAAAAUGCUAAGUUUUGGAGUAAAACCUGACCAGGUCACUAUGCUAAGUGUUGUUUCCGCUUGUGCUAAUUUAGGCGCUCUUGAUCACGCAAUCCAAAUCCAAUCGUACAUUGAUGAAAAUGGGUUCUGUGGAGCCUUGCCAGUGAACAAUGCACUUAUUGACAUGUAUGCAAAAUGUGGGGAUCUCAAAAGGGCCAGAGGAGUUUUUGCUAGAAUGCAUAGGCGAAAUGUCAUCACCUGGAGCAGCAUGAUCGGGGCUUAUGCUGUUCAUGGAGACGCCGUUAAAGCCCUCGAGCUCUUUCAUGAAAUGAAAACCCAAAAAAUCAAGCCAAAUGGUGUAACUUUCGUGGGUUUGCUAUAUGCUUGUAGCCACGCAGGAUUGGUUGAAGAGGGUCAGAAACUCUUUGCAUCAAUGGUUAACGAUCACAACAUAGUCCCCAAAAGAGAGCAUUAUGGUUGCAUGGUAGAUCUCUAUGGCCGAGCCAAUUUACUUAGAAAAGCUCUUCAAGUAAUCGAAGAGAUGCCCAUGGCACCAAACGUUGUGAUAUGGGGAUCCCUGAUGGCUGCUUGUCGAAUCUACAAUGAGGUUGAACUAGGCGAGUUUGCAGCAAAGCGUGUUCUUGAGCUCGACCCAUAUCACGAUGGGGCGCACAUCCUCCUGUCGAACAUAUACGCCAAAGAACGAAGAUGGGAAAACGUGGGGGAAAUGAGGAGAUUGAUGCAGCAUAAAGGCGUGGUGAAGCAACGUGGAUGUAGUAGAAUCGAGCUCGAUGGUGAGAUACAUGAGUUCUUAACGGCGGAUAGAAAUCACAAUGAAACCGAUGACAUAUAUGCAAAGUUGGAUGAGGUCGUAAGUGAGUUGGAGGUGGCGGGUUACACUCCAAAUAUGUGCUGCGUUUUGGUUGAUUUGGAUGAAGAAGAGAAGAUGAAGGCUCUAUUAUGGCAUAGUGAGAAGUUGGCACUUUGCUACGGGUUACUGAGACGGAAAAGAGGAUCCUGCAUUCGUAUAAUCAAGAAUCUUCGAGUUUGUGAAGACUGCCAUAACUUCAUGAAGCUGGCAUCGAAGGUUUACGAGACUCGGAUCAUUGUACGGGAUCGGACCAGGUUUCACGAUUACAACGAUGGUGCUUGUUCUUGCAAAGACUAUUGGUGAUAAAAAAAAUCUUUGCUGACAUAGCUUCCUUGGAAAUCUUGGUGCCAUUGAAGAAUCUGUCAUCAUGGAAUGAGUGGUCAUGAUUGGACCAACGCUUAUCGAUAAAAGUCACAACCCUCACUUACCUUUCCGCGUGAGAUUCUUGGCCACCAAAAUGGCAUAAUAAACAUCUUUUACCCGGUAAACACUAAUCGGGUAAGAGUCACCAGCCUCACUUACCGGGUAGGAUUUGCGGUCCUUUCCACAUAUGCCUCUUAUUGAGUAAGAUUCUCGGUUCUUGUCAUGCUCAGCUUGUAAGUUAGGUUUAGUAAACGGCUCCUCAGUAUACUAUAUGCUAUGCUGUUAAUUGUGGGGCUAUUGCAACAGACUAAGGUAAACUUGCAGUGGUCAAAUUGUGGUGAAAAUUGCGUUUCCAAUAUUAGCGGUGCAAUGACCGAUAUUUACGGACUGAUAUUCCGAUAUUUUAGCUUAGGCCUC